Phytophthora nicotianae INRA-310 is the source of this 2503-nucleotide messenger RNA. RefSeq lists its product as hypothetical. Bases 1 to 2139 code for a protein of 712 amino acids. The record is from RefSeq and is a predicted model, not a curated record. The transcript is spliced from 2 exons. Lineage: Eukaryota; Oomycota; Peronosporomycetes; Peronosporales; Peronosporaceae.
AUGGAGCUAUCUCGUGCCGAGAGCGCGCUGCGGACGCUCAAGAACCGCCCCAAGGUGUCGCAGCCUGCGGUCGACACGGCUCUUGCUGUCCUUGAGCUCAUCUGCCCUUCGAAGACCCUCUCCGAGUCCCCCACACAGACGUCAGACGUCUCUCCGUCGGCUGACGAAGAGACACGACGUGAUCUUCUUCAGGAGGAGCUACAGACGCUGCUACUGCACGGCAAAGAGCGUUGGGAGCCCGUCGCCGUGUUCCUCGUGGUAGUACGUGACCUACUGAGCCGUCACCUCGAACUACCAGACCUGGACGCCAAUACAGACUUCAGUGUGCCCACUCCUGCCCUUCCGCUCUAUGUCUCAACUAUCGCGCCGCUGUCGGACGCCUUCGUGACGCAGACAGUCAAGCAAACCAUCCACCAACACAUGGAGUACUACGAGCCUCGAGUCCGCAUGGCAGUGGCCAAAUUACUCGGCGUCUUGGCCAAAUGGGACCUGCACUGGGUAACUCACGAGUUCACGCCACAGAUCGUAGACUCGGUCGUGUCCAACCUCAGUCGCUCGCCUGAUUUCGAAGAAACAGGCUUCGAUGAACUGGACGACAACGUCAGUAACAAUGGGAUGAUCACGCCGCCUCAAAGUCCUGAGGGAACGCCACGCACCCCCUCCACUCCCUACAGAUUGGACGAUGUCAGUGGCUGGAAGGCUCUGGAGAGCUCAUUGUGUGCUCUGAAAUACAUCAUCAAGGGCAGUGGUGUGGACUUCUUGAAGGAGAAGACGACGGACACUGGAGACAAGGAGUUUGUCUACUUAACGCCACAGAUUCUGGAGCUUGUGGCGACCAAGAGCUGCUUCCACAUCAAUCGCCACGUCCGAGUCGUGGGACUGGACACUAUCACUGUACUGUCAGAUAUUGCACCUGUGGGGUUCCUGGAAACCCAUCAGAGCACCGUGAGCGACACUCUGAACAAGUGUAUCAAGCGUGGCAUGGAGGAUAACUGGUGUCAAGUGCGUUAUGCUGCGUCCAUCUCAGCUCGUACCUUCUUAAUGAAGCUGCAGGAGAAGGGACGUGACGCUUAUCUGCCUAUUCUACUGCCCAGACUCUGUCUCAACCGCUACUACAUCGCUGAACGCGUGCAGAAGUACUCACAAGAGUCGUGGAGAAUGAUCAUGGGCGAUCAGGGACGCGAACUGGUGGCCAAAUAUGCCACGGAGAUCGUGGACUAUUACGUGGAGAUGACAAGCCACUGCGUCCGUGAAUCGGCGUGUCAGUGUAUUGCUGAGCUUGGAAUGAAGGUCGAUCCUACUGCCAUUCGUCCGCAUGUCAGUCGACUGAUGCAAGCUCUGCUCAUUUGCUUCUACGACGUGUCGAAUCUGGUGCGUGACGCUGCGUGUUUAGCGUCAGCUCAGCUGGUUCUGGGCUUCCCCGACGAGUGUCGUCCGUUCCUGGACGAGUUGUAUCAUCUGUGGAUCGACCAUCUAUCGGACGACAUUUGGUCUGUGCGUGAAGACGCAGCUAUCGCUCUGGGCAAUGUGAUCCGUGCUUACGGCCAAGAAGCUCUGGAUCGCGUCAUCAAGGUCAUGGAGGAAUACUUGCCACUCGCCAAGAAACAGCCAGCGAUGACGCAACAGGAAUACGACGAGAUCAUGCGUUCCGAGAAGAAACACUUGAGUAAGCAGGCCUUCUCUUGCUGCUCGCUGGAGCCAAAGCUGUUCGAGCGUCAUGAACAUCGCGACAAGGAGCCGUGGGAGCACACUGACGGCGCGAUCUACAUGGUACGCGAGUUGUGCUCUGUGGCUCCCGAGCACGCUGUGAAGUACCUUCCGCAGGUUGCAGACAUUGCGAUCCUGCGUCAUUUCCCUCAGACUGCAGUCUUGCAGGAGACGAUCUGGAAGCAGCUCCCGAUGAUGUGCGAGGCGCUGGGCAAGAAAGUAUUCAAGCGCUAUCUCGAGCUCUUCUUCGACCCCUUGGUUUUCACUCUGCAGGGCACGAGCCGUCUCACCAAGUUCGCAGCUCGUGACUGUGUCGCUCAGAUCAGCAAGCAGAUCGGACCCAGCAUUUUCCUGGGACGUCUGGAUGCCAACCCAGCGUGGAAAGAAGCACUGGGGCCUGUUGUGCCGGUGCAGUCGUACAUGAUCAAGUAAUGUCCUCGACUAGCUAUGGAGUUCCGGAGUUUACCGACGCUACUGAUUGGUGGUACUUGGGAUUCUUUUGACGGUUUUGCUGCUGCUUGGUCGACGUUGUUGAAUACUCAGGCACGUCGAUAUUCCACGGGACCUUGAGGUGUCACCACAACCGGCACUUGACCUUCGUACUGUGGCAACUGCUGCUUCUUCUUCUUCCGAUACACAGUGCAGUACCACAUCGACGCAUUCCCCGCGAUAAACGCGCCGACGAUCAGGAUCAAGCUCAAUAUUCCGUUCAUGAAGGUUGUUUCUCUCAAAGAAAAGAGGAAAUGAGAAAAAAAAAUGUGGGACAGGAUUCAAAUUCUCGUAUAAUAAUUCGCUU